This is a messenger RNA of Styela clava, 5567 nucleotides long. Lineage: Eukaryota; Metazoa; Chordata; Ascidiacea; Stolidobranchia; Styelidae. The record is from RefSeq and is a predicted model, not a curated record.
GUAUCUUAUCGAUUUCAGGGCAAAUAGGACUAUCUGUCAUAUAUUUGCUAUCUAGAGGUUAAACAAAAGCUGCUCAGUAGGUGGGUUGGGAGAUGACAUAUUGUGCUUUUAGAGGUCACAUCGUUUUAAUGAAUUUAAUUUAAAUGCUCAAAUAAAGAAAACGUACCUGAUCAAACAAAGGAAAAACUUUGCCUCAACCAAGGACACAAGCUCACCUUCACUUUUUUCAUCAUCGCUACCAAAGACGACGCGCAGCGCCGAAAAGAGUCACUUCCGAAUGCGGUGCCUAUAUGGUCAAAGGGUUUUUGCAGAAUCAGAGACUGUAAAUUCCUUUACCUGGAUAGAAACUGUGUCUGUGCGAAAACUUUUUCUACUGAAUUGCAGCAAUUUAAUAAGUUCUGGACCAAAGCACCACUUCGAAGACAUAGAAAAUGGCUAGUGGAAUUGAUGGCCCGGGUGUUGGUGAUUCACCCCAGCAAAUGCACAUCUCUCCUAUAGCUGGAGAUAAGGUUACCGCCGACCCAGUUAGGUUCCAAGUUUCUUAUGGUGAUGGGAUGUCUUACACGCCAGCUGCUACUUCAACUCAUCAUGAUGAUGUGCCGGCAGUUACUGUAUCAGAACCAAUGGAUAGUCAUCUAAGUUUUGCAAAUUUAAUGUCAAUGCAGGACCAACCAGAAUCUUCUGAUGUAAUGCGGCAGGUCUAUUCAUCCCCUAUACUGCACAGUAACGAAUAUAAUACGCUGAGGUCAGCAACUAGAAGAGUAGAAAGCUUUCAACAAGACUCCAGAAGGCAAAGUUCAGAAAUGAGAGGAUCAAGUGCAAUUCCUGUAGCUGAUAUGGCAGCGGCUCAAAGAGCUAAUAGACGGCCAUCAGGUCUUGCUGAUGAAAUUGAUAAAGUGCUUGAUGAGGCUUCUGGAACUACCAGGCCGUAUGCCGAACCUCUCAAAUUGCAGCUUGAUUUUGGUGAUCCUGAUAUUGCCUCAGAGGUGUCUAAUUACAACGACCAGCGAUAUAAUGACGCCGAUUAUUCGUCUCACAGAAGAAGCCAAAGGCAUCAUUCCAAACCACUCGCGGCACACUUAUCAAGCCAUGACAUGAAGUCUAUCAAAUCACGAGCCGCUGCCGCCGCAGCAUUAUCAGGAUCAGAUAAAGAGAAGAAGAAAAGUCGAAGAAGACAUAGGUCUUCAUCUUCUUCAUCAUCUCAUGGAAGUACAUCUAAAUCUCCUGGUGGAGGAGGAAGUGAUCUGCUUCCUGCUGAAAGAAAAAUUAAAAGAAAAGAAAAGAAGAAGAAAAAGAAUGUAAGAAAGUCACUCACUGGUCCUCUUAGACAACGAACAUUGAGUAUCCCAGAAGAAGAAGAAGAUGAUGAGGAGUUUAUGAGGCAUCUCGAUGAUGAUCUUGAGGAAGAAGAUGAGAGUGAGGAGGAAGAAGAGGAGGAAGAGGAAGAAGAUUCUGAUAAAGGUCCUGAUGACAGAGGUGAAGAAAGACAUGAUGAUGAUAAAGGAGGUGAUUCAAAUCACAGAAAACCAGAAGAUGAUGAUGAUGACUACGUUCGUAAAGUAAAUGAAGUGUCAACACCUGCCGGUACGAGCACUGAUGUUGUCGACACUGGAAAAGAAAAAAUGAAGGUUGGAUUUUCAAUUGGAGAUGAUGAUGGCGAACGACCUGCGAGUGUCUUAACUGUGCCUUCUAUAUUAUCAUCCAAGGCUUCUCCAUCCGGUCAUCGUAAAUCCAAAACUGCGACAUUCAAAUUAGGAGAAGAAAGUGAGGAAGAUGUAUUACAAAGAAGGCAUUCUGCGACGGCCAUUGAUGAGAAGAAAAAAAAGAAGAAACACAGACAUUCUCAUCACAAGAGAGGAAGGCACAGCAGCAUCACAAUAAGUCAACGACGAGCUUCUGGAAAACAAUUGAGAGACUUGGAUGAAAUGAAAGAGGAAAAAAUGCGGCGGCAACUGAACUCUGAAGCUGAUGAAGAUAUAAGAAGUCAUAGGUAUGAACAUCAUGCUGGAAUUCGGAAACAUUUGUUACAUCGACCUGUUAAGAAAAGAAGAGUGGGAAAAUUACCAGAAACACAAAUACCUAUGGAUAGAAGACCACAUGAGGUGUUUGUUGAAUUAGAUGAAUUAGUAUCAGGAGAAUGGAAAGAAACAGCAAGAUGGAUCAAAUUUGAGGAAGACGUAGAAGAGUCUCAACAAUGGGGAAAACCGAGAGUUGCAUCUUUAUCUUUUCAUAGUUUGCUCGAAUUGAGAAAAACAAUUGAAAAAGGUGCAGUUGUUCUUGAUUUGCCUCAUGAUAACUUGACUGACAUCGCUAAUGCCGUUGUGGAGCAGAUGGUUCAGUCUGAUCAAAUUCGAGCAGAUGAUAGAGGAAGCGUACUCAGAGUUUUACUUUCAAAGCACAAACAUCUUCCUUCCAAAAGUGGAUUCAGUACUAAUUUUUCAACAGCAAGUUUAAGUAGUUUCUUUAAUCCAAGUUCUACUGGGCUUGACAAUAUGGAUGAUGAGGAAUCAUCUGUUAGUUAUAGUACUGCAACACAAGAACCGAAAAUACCAUUAUUGGAUGGAGACAGCUUUUCCGAGGCCGAGAGAGGAAGAUCAGGAAGUGUUGUUCGACCACCGCAUUCAAGUCAAUCAGCAAAGGAUUUGAAAAUUAUGAAAAAAAUUCCACAGGAUGCUGAAGCCACUGCUGUACUAGUUGGUUCUCUGAAAGACCUCGAACAACCGACAAUGGCAUUUGUAAGAUUGGCUGCUGGAGUGGAUUUAGAAAACGUUGUUGCAUUGCCGAUUCCAAUCAGAUUUUUAUUCAUACUUCUUGGACCAAUCACUGAAGAUUUUGAUUAUCAUGAAAUUGGUCGAUCAAUCUCUACCUUGAUGGCAGACGAGGAAUUUCAUGUUGUUGCUUAUCAAGCUGAAACACGAGGUGAUUUGUUGCGAGCCAUCAAUGAAUUUCUUGAUGAUUCAAUCGUGUUACCACCAGGACAACUUGAGAAUCCAGAACUGUUAAAAAAUAUCGAUCGAUAUCAAAAACAUUUAGCUCAAAGAAAUAAAAGGAAACAAUUGAAAGCUAUUGCUGAGAAGAAAGAACCUGAAAAACCACCUGAGGACCCACUGAAAAGAACGAAGAAAUGCUUCGGAGGACUUGUUCGUGAUGUCAAACGUAGAUACCCAAAAUAUUGGUCUGAUAUCCGUGAUGCCUUCAAUGCCCAAUGUCUCGCCUCUUUCAUUUUCAUAUAUUUUGCUGCUCUGUCUCCUGCUAUUACAUUCGGUGGUCUUCUAGGUGAAAAAACUGGUAACCUGAUUGGAGUUUCAGAAAUGGUUCUUGGAUGUUGUGCUUGCGGAUGUAUAAUGGCGUUAUUCUCUGGACAACCUAUGUUAAUUGUUGGUGCUACUGGUCCUCUCUUAGUGUUCGAAGAAGCUGUUUAUGGCUUUUGUGUUGGAAACGGUCUUCCUGUUCUUGCUACGAGAUUUUGGAUCGGAUGCUGGAUUUGUAUUAUUGCAAUUGUUACUGUUGCAUUCGAAGGAUCCUUCUUGAUUCGGUUCGUCAGCAGGUUUACUCAGGAAAUAUUUGCCGUUCUCAUUUCUUUGAUUUUCAUCUAUGAAACUUUCAACAAGCUAUUUAAAAUCUAUGGUCAACAUCCUCUAAUGGCGUCUUAUUGCAAUCUAACUGUCAACAGUUGCAACAAUUCUGUUGACAAUAUGAACACAACUGACUUGGAUUUCAAUUUAACAAUGACUGCUGCUAACACAUCAAUGUGCAACAAUGGAACUAGUAUCUAUGAAACAACCUUAGAACCUCAACCAAACACAGCAUUAUUAUCUACUUUACUUAUGUUCGGAACAUACAUUAUUGCAAUGCAGUUGCGUGAAUUCAGGAAUAGCAAAUUCUUGCGAAGCUCCGUCCGGCGCACCAUAGGUGACUUCGGUGUUCCCAUUGCAAUUUUUGUUAUGGUUUUAUUUGAUUACUUGAUUAAAGAAACUGAGACACAGAAACUAUCACUGCCAGGUGGAAUUUCGCCCACUGAUACAACACAACGUGGAUGGUUGGUGAAUCCAUUUGUUGAUGAAUAUACUGGUCGGGUAAUGCCAGUAUGGAUGAUAUUUGCUGCCAGUCUUCCUGCCUUCCUUGUUUUUAUCCUUAUUUUCAUGGAAUCUCAUAUCACAGAAUUAAUCGUCAGCAAAAAAGAAAGGUGUUUAAAGAAAGGAACUGGUUUCCAUCUAAAUCUAUUGGUUUUGGGAAUGGUCAAUUGUCUUGUAUCAGCAUUUGGAAUGCCUUGGGUUUGUGCUGCUGCUGUGCGUUCCAUCACUCACACAAAUAGUUUAACGGUGAUGAGUCAAACACAAGCUCCUGGUGAAAAACCAAAAAUCGAAGCAACUUUGGAACAGAGAGUUACUUGCUUUCUUGUUAAUGCAGCUCUAGGUUUAUCCAUACUGAUGGCACCAAUUUUGAAGGAGAUUCCUAUUGCUGUAUUGUUCGGAAUAUUUUUAUACAUGGGUGUGACGUCACUCACAGGUGUUCAAUUUGUUGACAGAAUGGAAUUAUUAUUUAUGCCAUCGAAACAUUAUCCAGAUUGCGGAUAUGUAAAUGCGGUACGCCCGUUUCGUAUUCACAUAUUUACAAUCAUUGAAAUUGUUUGUCUGGCUAUAUUAUGGGUCGUAAAAUCCACUUCAGCAUCGAUUGCAUUCCCGUUCUUUUUGCUGCUUACCGUUCCAUUGCGUCGAUUUCUGCUACCGAAGAUAUUUACAGAUAAAGAGCUGCAAGAGCUUGAUGGAUAACACAGUGUGUGAAGUUUUCAUCAAAGCUCAAGACAGCUUGUGCGACGUACCCACCGCAGAAAAGACAAAAUACUUUGGAAAGUAUUAAUUGUGCUUUGGCUUGCGGUGCGUUGGUUGCAUUUGCUGUGAAUUUCUUCUCUCUAUGCUUAGAACUGAUAAUGUGUGUUGUGUAUCAUAGAACUGCUAUUUGACAAUCGUUUUCUCACAAUUUGUGCAAAUUUUAUUGUUAUAUAUAAUUAUCAAGGCUUGUGGCUAACUAUGUAAAUGUGUGACACUACUUCAAUAUGCUUUUGGCCAUGCACUAGUUUGAACAUUUUCCAAUAACAUAAGAGCUGGUGACAUCCGUAACCAUCUCACCACUAUUAUAUUGUAUGAAAAGCAUGCAAUUUUUGCUGAAGUGGAUCUUCAAGAAUUUACAAACAUUUUCUCAAUUUGUCACUGGAGACUUUCUGAACUUUUACUGCUUAAUUUCACUGUAUUGCAUAAAUAGUUGGACCAGCAAACCAGCAAAUACUAACUAGUAUAAGAAUUUUUUUUGCAUUCAUUGGUGUAUUUAUCAGUUAUUUGUCAUGCAAAUAAAUUUUCUUACUUUUAAUGAACCGAGUGCUAUAUACCGAGCAUUUUAUUCAAUAGAUUCUAUGUUUUAGUAGUAUUUUUAAACUGGUGUUGACUAAUUUUUUUAGUAGAAAUAAAGGAAUUUUGAGCAGCUUCACCACCAAUAAUUAUUUGUUUAAAAGAUAAAAACCAUGUGAUUUGCUUUUAAUUAAAGGUGAAUAAAAUAUAAAAUGGAACAAA